UGCAUGGACAAUAUCGCCCAUAAAUUCUGAAGUCCUCCAAAUUCUCCAUUAUUUCACCGGCAACCUCUGCAACAAGAUCCAGACAGAUGCUCCAGGCUUCGAUUUUCCCGGCGCAUGUUGCCUUUCCCGCCUCACGUCCCAAUGCAACUUUUCUGUAUCUUCGCCGUCCAUCUUCAUUUUUUCCAAUUUCUCCGCCGUUGGUGCCGCCGCGUGUCCCGUUGCUCUCCACUGCAAGGAGCUUCACUGCCGAAGCAUUUAUUGAUCUCAAAGGCGGUAAAGGAAUGAGUGCAUUCCAUGAGGUUGAGCUCAAAGUCCGUGAUUACGAACUGGAUCAGUAUGGUGUUGUUAACAAUGCUGUUUAUGCAAGUUAUUGCCAACAUGGUCGUCAUGAACUACUGGAAAAUAUUGGUGUCAGCUGUGAUGGAGUUGCCCGCACUAGUGAUUCAUUAGCACUGUCAGAGUUGUCGCUCAAAUUUCUUGGACCUUUAAGAAGUGGAGACAAGUUUGUUGUGAAGGUGAGGAUUUCAGACUCCUCAGCUGCUCGCAUGUACUUUGAGCAUUUUAUCUUUAAGCUGCCAAAUGAAGAGCCUAUUUUGGAGGCAAAGGCCACAGCAGUUUGGCUUGACAAAAAUUAUCAUCCUGUUCGUAUACCUCCAGAGUUCAGAUCAAAAUUUGUUCAAUUCCUUCGCCGUGAGGAGCCUAAUUGAGUUGUUGCUGCAUGAAUGAUACGUGAGAGAUUAUCCCAUUUGGGCAAUGAAUGAAGCAGAUGUGAUUCUUGAUUAGAGACCAAUUGAAGUAGUUAUUUCUUUUCCAACUUUUGUUGUUUGAUACCCUUAAAAAAGCUUAAAAAAAAAAAAAAAGGGAAAAACCAAAGUUAUGGAACAUAACUCAUGCUUGUUGAGCUCAAAGUGUUAUGCCUAAUGCAUGUACCAUUCUUUUACAAAUAUUAAAGGACAAAUGCCAAGUGUAUUGUAAAAGGUAAAAAUGUGUGCUUGUAAGCAUGAUUGUAUUUCUUGAGCAAACACUCAAGCUAUACUGCAUUCCUGCAUUCAUGUUUCUUUGUGACAUAUAUGAAACUAACAUUAUGCGACUUCUUUUGAGA
Molecule: messenger RNA, 1102 nt
Organism: Durio zibethinus
Lineage: Eukaryota; Viridiplantae; Streptophyta; Magnoliopsida; Malvales; Malvaceae
Product: acyl-acyl carrier protein thioesterase TE3, chloroplastic-like
Cellular component (GO): chloroplast
Molecular function (GO): fatty acyl-[ACP] hydrolase activity
Source: RefSeq, a predicted model, not a curated record